Molecule: messenger RNA, 273 nt
Organism: Pelobates cultripes (western spadefoot toad)
Lineage: Eukaryota; Metazoa; Chordata; Amphibia; Anura; Pelobatidae
Source: the annotation of a GenBank genome assembly
CUCACACUGCAUCUUAAACUAUCUCACACUGUAUCUCACACUAUAUAUAACACUGCACCUCACACUCCAUCUCACACUGCAUCUUACACUACACCUCACACUGCACCUCACACUAUAUAUAACACUGCACAUCAGAUCAUAUCUCACACUGCAUCUUACACUACACCUCCCACUGCACCUCACACUCCAUCUCACACUGCAUCUCACACUCACCCUCACACUGCAUCUCACACUGCAUCUCACACUGGGAAUAUAUGUUGCCAUAGGACUUGA